UCUGAAAUAUUCUAUUUACUAAUCAUUAAGCAAAUGUACUAAAUUUUUAAUUCAUUAACAAUGGAAAAAUCUAUUAUUUCAAAAAUUUUGAUAGUAGGGUGUGGUUUAACAGGUAGUGUGACUGCUAGUUUAAUUAAACAUGAAGCUGCGGCUGAUAUAUCCAUUUGGGAAAAGGAAAAUCAUAUCGUGUAGAACUGGCUGCUCUUUUGACUUUUUAAGUGAAAAUAGAUCGAUGUAUAUAUGGACAAAGACAAGGGAGUGCGCAAUGCCAAGUGGGCGCUUUUAUACUUUUCACCAUCCAUCAGAACCAAAAUGUUCUGUUGAUUUAGGUGCCCAGUAUGUUAGUGCUACUUUGGAGUUUAUUCGUAGUCAUGCAAGGUUUUAUGAUGAACUUUUAGAUCAAGAUAGUUUAGUGCCUCUAGGACAAAAGAUUGAAAACUUCAGGAAAUUAUCUGAAACCAAAACAAAUUUUGUUGCUCCAGAGGGCACAGAGUCCCUUAUCAAACACUUUCUCUCAAAAGCAGGUGCUAAAGUUUAUUUGGAACAUGAUGUUGUUGAAAUUAACCUAAAGAAAGAUAAGAAGUUAUGGGAAGUUAAAUCAAGUAAUGGUGUUGUCAAAGAGUUUGAUGCUGUUAUAUUAACUAUCCCAGUUCCUCAAAUUUUGAUGCUAAAUGGAGAUUUCUUCACUAAAUACCUAGAUGAUGACAUGAAAAUGGCCAUGGAGCAAGUUAAAUAUUCCUCUCGUUAUUCAGUUGCCCUUAUGUAUAAUGAUGGUGUUGGAGAAUUGCCUUGGUCUAUGAAAUAUUUCCCAGAAGAUGAAAUAAUUUGCUUUGCUGCCGUAGAUAACCUGAAAAGAGGGAAACCUAAAGAUCCUCCUGCUGUUUUGAUACACACUACUACUAAAUACUGUCAGAAAAAAUGUGAUCUUGGUGAUGAUGAAGCCCAGAAAGAAAUUCUUACUCAUUUUAAGUGCCUUGUACCAGAUUUACCAGAGCCUUCUUUUAUUAAAUGUAUCAAGUGGACAUAUUCACAAGUUGUUGAUGCUUACCUAGAUAAUCCUGGCUGCAUCAUCUUAAGUGACCAUCCAUGUCUUAUUUGUGGGGGUGAUGGUUUUACAGAAUCUAAUUUUAAUGGCUGUUUAACAUCUGCUUUGAGAAUCGUUGAAGAGCUUCUAAAAUAUGUCACAAUUGCCAAGUCUGGGAAAAACCACAAGAGAGGUCAUGCAACUGCUAAUGAUGUUUGAAAUAUUUUAAUUGAUCUUUGUUUAAGUAUAUGGUGUAGUCACACUUAUAAUUGAAUUUGGUUGGUUGUAUAAUUGUUUUUAUGACAUGUCUUUUUUUAUUUAUUUUUUCUUAUAUUAAAUGAUUAAUAUGUGAUUUAUCUCUUUUCUCACCUUAUAAAAUACAUACUGUUUUUAGGAAAGAGGGAAAAUGAAAAAUAUUUUUCUUUUGCAUCAUUGUUCGAAAUAUGUGCAAGUGUGUAUUCGAUUCAUUUUAAAUAAAAAUUAGCAUUCUUGAUGAAAAAUGUAUUUUUAGAAAGGGUGUAUUUUUUUAAAUUAUAAUUUGUAAGAUUGGGAAAAAUUCAUAUAACAAAUCUUAAAUCUUUUAGUUUGGAUUAAAGUUUAUUUAAAUUUUAAAUACAUCAUAAUAUGCAAUAAUAAUAUACAGCAGUAUUGUUACAAAUUGAAAUAGUCUAUUUAAUUAAAAUAGUAGUUCCCCUUAUUGUUUUAUAGAUAACCAUUCCUCAUGACAUGUUGUGAAGAAGAUUAUUUCAUGUUAAUAAGAAAUUUAGAGGCUUCUAAACAAUUAAAAUUUGGGUUUAGAAUCUUUAAAAUUUUCAUUCAUCUUCCAGAAACUGUGUGUUGAAAUAUUAGUGGUUGAUCUUUACAUUAUGGUAACUUGGCGUUUUUUUGGCGAAAAUUUGGCGACCAACUCUCCUACAGCAACCCUUUUUUUUUUUGUUCCCGCCGCCAUUUUGUCUUCACGAAGUAAAGACA
Molecule: messenger RNA, 1996 nt
Organism: Stegodyphus dumicola
Lineage: Eukaryota; Metazoa; Arthropoda; Arachnida; Araneae; Eresidae
Product: renalase-like
Cellular component (GO): extracellular region
Molecular function (GO): oxidoreductase activity, acting on NAD(P)H
Source: RefSeq, a predicted model, not a curated record